CCAGCUAUGGAUUUCUAUUAUUUACCCCUUUCAGCACCAUGUCGUUCGGUGAUAAUGACAGCCAAAGCUCUAGGCAUAGAGCUAAACAAAAAACUUCUAAAUCUCUUCGAGGGCGAACAUUUAAAACCAGAAUUUUUGAAAAUCAAUCCCCAACACACCAUUCCAACGCUUGUGGAUAAUGGUUUCGCCCUAUGGGAAUCUCGUGCCAUUAUGAUCUAUUUGGUUGAGAAAUAUGGCAAAAAGGACGAUCCCCUAUAUCCAAGCUGUCCCAAGAAACGUGCCCUGAUCAAUCAACGUCUCUAUUUCGAUAUGGGAACUUUAUAUAAAAGUUAUGCCGAUUAUGCUUAUCCACAAUUUCGUGAAAAUAAACCUGCUGAUCCUGAGUUGUUUAAGAAAUUUGAAACUGCCUUGGAGUUUUUGAAUACAUUCUUAUCGCAAUCAAAAUAUGCUGCUGGUGAUUGUCUUACUUUGGCUGAUUUAGCCCUUUUGGCUUCUGUCAGUACAUUUGAUGUGGUCCAAAUGGAUCUUAAAAAAUAUGAACAUCUAUGGCGUUGGUAUUCGAUGCUUAAAGAAACUGCCCCCGGGGCGGAUGAAAAUUGGGCUGGUUGUUUGGAAAUGAAAAAGUAUUUUAAAAAGUGA
This is a messenger RNA of Musca vetustissima, 639 nucleotides long. Its product is annotated as glutathione S-transferase 2. Gene Ontology annotation, molecular function: glutathione transferase activity. NCBI's taxonomy places the organism in Eukaryota, Metazoa, Arthropoda, Insecta, Diptera, Muscidae. Gene Ontology annotation, biological process: glutathione metabolic process. The record is from RefSeq and is a predicted model, not a curated record. The transcript has a single exon. The coding region runs from base 7 to 639 and encodes 210 amino acids.